UAUGUACUUGAAACAAGUGUGUAUCCAAGAGAACACGAGAGCUUGAAGGAGCUCCGUGAGAUGACACAAAACCACCCUCGUAACAUCAUGGCUACACCACCGGACGAAGGACAACUGAUAAUGAUGUUGGUUAAACUCAUAAACGCCAAGAACACCAUGGAAAUUGGCGUCUACACUGGUUACUCUCUGCUUUCUACUGCCCUUGCUCUUCCUCAUGAUGGAAAGAUAUUGGCUAUGGAUGUGAACCGGGAAUAUUAUGAAUUGGGAUUGCCCAUAAUUCAAAAAGCUGGAGUGGCUCACAAGAUUGAUUUUAGAGAAGGACCUGCUCUUUCUCUUCUUGAUGAACUGCUUAAAGAUAAAAAUAACAUGGGAAAAUAUGAUUUUGUUUUCGUGGACGCGGAUAAGAACAACUACUUGAACUACCAUAAGAGGGUGAUUGAGCUUGUGAGGAUUGGAGGGUUGAUCGGCUAUGAUAACACCCUAUGGUUUGGAUCUGUGGCUCAGCCACCUCAUGCACCAAUGAUGGAUUUUGUGAAGAACUCUCGCGGUUAUGUGAUGGAACUCAACAAGCACCUUGCUAGUGAUGAAAGAAUUGAAAUUUGUCAAAUCCCUGUUGGUGAUGGCAUUACCUUGUGCCGCCGUAUCAUCUGAUCUAUCACUCCUUUAUAUAUGAUUCAGUGAAAUUUUAAAUCCCCUCAAAAAAUGAUUGAGUGCCAUGUGGCCUCAAUUCAUUAAAGUACUAUGUCUGUGGCCUAAAUUAAUGAAUAUGUCUAUUCGUAUCUCAUGUACUAUUAAUAAAUAAGAUGUAAACUAGACACGCUGCUACAUCCUUAUAUUAGGGUAUUUGCUAA
Arachis ipaensis is the source of this 851-nucleotide messenger RNA. The record is from RefSeq and is a predicted model, not a curated record. NCBI's taxonomy places the organism in Eukaryota, Viridiplantae, Streptophyta, Magnoliopsida, Fabales, Fabaceae.